AUGGCCGGCGAACUUGCUCCGCCCCGGAAGAGCGUCGAGCUCCAAGACUCUGGUACUAAGGACAUCGAAUCAUCCGGCGGCGAGGAGCACUUCUCGGACGCAUCUGAAGGUCGCAACGCACCAGCGUCCCCGAUUCCGACCACUCGUGUCGAGAGAGUGGAUGACGAGCCUGCACACGGCGAAGUUCCCGGCACCGAAGCUUACAACAAGCGCAUCCAGGACGCUGUCCCCGACGAAGUUGAGGUAGUUCCAGAGGGCUCUCGAAGUCGAAGCACCUCGAGGGUCAGUGUCAGCGACCGCCCACUGACACCUGGUGGCACCCCAAUACCAAAGACAGUCGUUGAGAAGAUCGACCCGUCGUCACCUUCCUACGGCGAUGUACCAGGUACACAUGCACAUCAAUUACGGCUGGCAGAUGCCGAGCCCGACGUUAUUGUGAAAGCGCCCGAGCCUCCUCAGCGCAACUCAUCAGGGUCACCAACUGCCUCGCUUGAUAGGUCUUCCUUAAAUCGCGAACCCGAAGGCGAAGACGACCUCGACGAGUCGCACGGCUCUGCACCUGAGCUCCAAAGUCAACCACAGAUAUCUACCGGCGCAGAGGCGGAGGCGGCGGAGGGCGGCGACGACGACGGAGACGGAGAUGGAGACGAUGACGGGUUUGGAGAUGAUUUCGGAGACGAUUUCGAUGAUUUCGAGGAAGGCGGAGAGGGUGACGAUUUUGGGGAUUUUGACGAUGGGUUUCAGGGCGAGGAACAACCACCAGAGCCAUCAUUUGUUAAACCCCCAGAACCAACUCCUACCCCAGCCCCUCCCCUAGGUCCUCCCGUUCUGGACUUCGAAAACCUCACAACACUAGACGAUGUGAUCCGGGCAUCGCAACCAUACCUGGACGGAAUGUACCCUUCGAUGACGGAAAUCCCCAGCAUAUCAACAACCGCAUCGUCGGACGCCACGCGAUCGAUAUUCCUAUCCGAGCGCAGCCAUUCACUAUGGUCGCAACUAGUAGCCCCACCGCCGCUCCAACCACCCGACUGGGUUCGCUCACGGAUCCGCCGGCUGUUCCUGGUCUCUCUCGGCGUGCCAGUCGACCUCGACGAAAUCCUGCCCGCCUCCAAGCAAAAGAAACUCAUCCUCCCCUCCAUCCACAUCGCCGGCGAGAAAUCGCCGAGACCCUCCACGGAGGGCCGGAACAGCAGCGGCGGCGCGGCGCUCAACCGCGUGAAGAAGGAAAACGCAUCCUCCGCGUCGAUAGACUCGUCGGCGUCGAAAUCGGAACGACGGCGCAAGGGCCCGCCGCCCCCGCCGCAACUCGACAUCUCGUCGACGACCAUGCUGUGCGCGACGACGGACGCCGCGCUGGGCAACUUCACGGACGAGGAGCUGCGCGCGCACGUCAAGAGGCUGCAGGAGCUGACGGAGCGGGCCAACGAGGUGUUUGAGUACUGGCAGAAGAGGAUGGAGAGCGCGCUGGGGGAUAAGGAGGCGUUUGAGAGCGUGAUUGAGAAUCUGGUUGCGCAUGCGAAGAAGAUACGGUGAUUGGAAAAGGAGUUAUGAGUAUAUAGAUAGAAGAGAGGAACAAAAUCAAAAUAUAUAAUUAUACCAUUACUACUAU
This is a messenger RNA of Aaosphaeria arxii CBS 175.79, 1612 nucleotides long. RefSeq lists its product as uncharacterized. The record is from RefSeq and is a predicted model, not a curated record. The transcript has 4 exons. NCBI's taxonomy places the organism in Eukaryota, Fungi, Ascomycota, Dothideomycetes, Pleosporales. The coding region runs from base 1 to 1536 and encodes 511 amino acids.